CUGGUCACUCAUCGAUUCGAGCAGGCAGGCGAUCCAGCACCUUGCGUCGAAAGCCGUCCAGCAGCAGCGUUUUGGCCGGUCACGGUGAAGACCCCGUUUCCACCGCGUCUCUACAGUCUGCCGGAGACGCAAGGCCAAAGAGGGCGUCAGCGUACCGCCGCCAUCUUGUCGAGCUACCUUGACCGACCGCGGCCAUGGCGGACGUAGAGCGUGAGAAGUGGUCGAACAAGAUCGAGUUCAUCCUCUCUUCCGUCGGCCUGUCCGUCGGCCUGGGCAACGUUUGGCGCUUUCCGUACGUGGCCUUCGACAAUGGCGGAGGGGCGUUCAUGGUGCCGUAUAUUGUCCUCAUGCUCAUCCUGGGUCGCCCCAUGUACUACUUGGAGCUCGUCCUGGGCCAAUUCGCCAGCAACGCGCAGGCCAGGGCCUUCGGCGGAUUCCCUCUCGCCAAGGGCGUGGGCUGGGCCAUGGUGUACGCGUGCGCGUUCAUCAGCCUGUACUACAACGUGAUCUUGGGCUACGCGCUGCUCUACCUCGUCUACUCCUUCAGCGGGACGCUGCCGUGGACGAGCUGCGACUACUCCGAUUGGGCCGACAGCGACUGUUACAACCCUCGGCCGGGCGUCGUGCCGUGCCGGACGGUUGAGCCGCGCCUCCUGAGGCUGUACGCGGGAGAGAACUACACGGGGCCCGACGCACACGCCAUCCUGCACGGCUCCGACGUGGUGCUCGUGCCGCGGCAGGCCUACGAGCUCCUCGCCAACUCCUGCACCAUGGCCACCCAGACGGCGCCCGAGCAGUUCUUCUAUCGCCAUGUGCUUGGACUGAGCAGCGGCAUCGAGCAUCUGGGCUCGCUACAGCCUCGGCUGGCCAUCGCUCUCGUCGUGUCGUGGUUGUGCGUGUACCUGUGCAUCUUUAAGGGAAUCAAGUCGUCGGGAAAGGCGGUCUACGUGACGUCACUGGCUCCGUUUCUCAUCCUGGGCAUGCUGUUCGUGCGUGGCAUCACUCUUCCGGGAGCUUCGGACGGAAUCCGGUUCUACCUGGUGCCCGAUUGGUCGAUCAUCACGCGCGCAAGGGUGUGGAAGAACGCUGCCGAGCAGAUAUUCUACUCGCUUAGCCUCGCCGAGGGAAUGAUCAUCUGCUUUGGCGGAUUCAACGAAUUCAGGAACCGGCUUCACAAGGACGUGCUCGUCGUGGCGGCGGCCGACUUCGUGGUGAGCCUGAUGGGCGGCAUGGUGGUCUUCUCGGUGCUCGGCAACAUGGCGUACAACAUGGACGUUCCGGUCAACGACGUCGUCUCUUCCGGCGUCGGACUGGCGUUCAUCGCGUAUCCGCAGGCGCUGAGUAUGAUCGCUUACCCGCAGAUCUGGUCGGCGGCCUUCUACGCGAUGCUGUUCUUUCUCGCCAUUGAUACGGAGUUCUCGUCGGUGGAGUGCCUGCUGACGCCGUUCAAGGACCAGUUCCCGGCGCUGCGGUCGCACGGCCCGCUGUUGUCGUUCGCCGCGUGCGCGCUCAUGUGCGCGUUCGGCAUGCCCAUGGCCAGCCGAGGGGGCCUCUACAUCCUCACCGUGAUGGACACCUACCUGGGCGGGUACCUGCUGCCGUGGAUCGGGCUCGCCGAGCUGCUCGUCGUCCUGCUCGGUUACGGACUGAGGCGCUUCUGCGCCGACAUCGAGUUCAUGACCGGCGACCAGCCCGGCGUGGCACUCAAGAUCUGCUGGGCCGUGUUCUGCCCCUUGUGCCUCACGUGGAUCGUGAUCGCCGACCUGUUUCUGUACAACGAACCGCUGACGCUGGGCGAGUACACGUUCCCGAAGUGGGUGAACGUGGUCGGCACGUACACGGUCAUCGUGGCCGUCAAGAUCAUCGCCGCCUUCGCCCUCUACCACUUGCACAGCUGCGGAUACGACCUGCACAAGGCCCUGCUUCCUUCGCACAACUGGGGACCUAAGGACCCCGUAGACCAUCGCGAGUACCUGUGCUUUCUGCGACAGCGGGGCAUGAGCCGCCUGUCCGAGCAAGACUCUCAGCUGUUGCCGCCGCUGGAAGACAAAAGCGGCACCGAUUCGUCGCGGGCGCCCCCUGUCGGCCUCGAUCAGUCCGUGCCGCUGACGGAAGCAGCAGCGCCCCUGCCGGACAAUGCGCCGGCGAAUCCUGACGUCACGCCCGACUUGCCUGAGGUGGACGCCGCGCCACCUGCCGCCAUUGCUUCUGGCGCCAACGUAACGGCCGCCAUCUAAAAUCCUAGAUGCGUUGAUGGACAUGGCGACGUCUUUUGCCAUCGAAUAAUAUUGUUUCGUGUUUUCGGGACGUUUAUCUUGGCGCGUUUCUCGCUGUAUAUAACGCUCGCCCAUUAUCCUUAAUUUUCCCCCUUUUGCUCCGUGAAAUUAAAAAAAGCGAUUGGCCGUAUACUCGCACGCAGAAGUAAUCGUAAA
Molecule: messenger RNA, 2432 nt
Organism: Dermacentor albipictus
Lineage: Eukaryota; Metazoa; Arthropoda; Arachnida; Ixodida; Ixodidae
Product: sodium- and chloride-dependent glycine transporter 2-like
Biological process (GO): sodium ion transmembrane transport
Cellular component (GO): plasma membrane
Molecular function (GO): L-amino acid transmembrane transporter activity
Source: RefSeq, a predicted model, not a curated record